This is a messenger RNA of Ixodes scapularis (black-legged tick), 1951 nucleotides long. RefSeq names its product DNA-directed RNA polymerase III subunit RPC5 (gene Polr3E). Gene Ontology annotation, biological process: DNA-templated transcription. The record is from RefSeq and is a predicted model, not a curated record. Gene Ontology annotation, cellular component: RNA polymerase III complex; nucleus. The coding region runs from base 124 to 1764 and encodes 546 amino acids. NCBI's taxonomy places the organism in Eukaryota, Metazoa, Arthropoda, Arachnida, Ixodida, Ixodidae. The transcript is spliced from 18 exons.
CUGGUUAGGCGGCGCAAAACACCGCCUGAUUCGUGAAGUUUAGUCGCGUGGUGUCUAUCCACUUCUUUGUAAUGUGGCGCUAUCCAGCGACAUUUUUCGAAAGCUCGUUCCCGAUUUUGCCCGAUGGUCGCCAACUGUGCAAUGCACGACUCCGACAACGAUGAAGUUGUCCAGGAGUUGGACGUGUACAUCUCCAAGGCACUUGCUGACCGCCUGUACCUGCUCCAGUACCCGCUACGGCCUGCCAACCUGUCGUAUGAUGAGGAGCAUUGCCUCGACGCGCGGGUCAAGCCCAAGCAGCACAAGGUGGAGCUCGAGUUUGCGCUCAACACUCACGACCCAAGCUACGACCACGUGCGCGGGGAGCAGUUUGCGGCCAACGCCAACACUGGGUCCGACCAGGGCAAGGAACCCUUCUUCCAGAGCAACACAAUGGACAAGCAGAUCUUGACGUCCACUCGUGCCGUCACCUCCGCCGAAAACUAUGCCGUCGGACUUCUCAGGCCAGGAGAGCUGCACCUGUCCCCACUGCACUGCAUCGUCCAGAUGAAGCCCAGCUUCUCCUACCUGGACCAAUCGGAUGUGAGGAACAAGGUCGGCGAAACGGCCACUGCGGAGGAAGAGGAAGAUGCAGACGAGCCCCAGGCAGUGCAAGUCCGGUUUGCGGGGGCGGAGACGGAGCGGUCAAAACGUGCCCGCGAGCGGUCGUUCCACUUCCUCCAACAGCAGCAGGACAACGAGCCCUGGACCAAGAUUAACUUCCACCCGUUUGGGUCGGAGAUGUCCAGCGUGGAGCGUGCCAUGUUGCUCUGCCCCCAAAUGGACCGGGACGUCUCGGACCUUCCGGGAACUCCUCAGGACUACUUCCGCCGCCUCGUGAUCGAGGACAUAGUCGCCGAGAGCAAACCGUCGUCUGAAUCCACCAGUACUACCCCCGCGACUGUGAUUAACCACGAGCGGAGAGAGCAGUCAAUGCACGGACUACGGGACCUGCCGCUACAAGACCAGAUCAAAGCCAUCCUGACAAGCGCAAAAGUUGUAGACUUCUCCAAGCUGAUGUCCGUGCUGCCCUCAAGGUCGGAUGCCACAUCCGUUGUCCGGUUCUUGCAGCAGGUGGCGCUCUUGGUACAGGGGUGCUGGGUGGUCAAGAGUGAUGUGCUGUACCCCAAAGACAGCUUCAGUGCUGUCACGGGCGUACCUGCCGAAACCAUGUGCAGAGCCAGGGAUUAUCUGAUGUGGUUGUACACCCAGUCACGGCACGUGGUACAGAGCAAGUUUGCCGACACCGUUAGGUUACCGAGCGAAGACGUCAAGACGUUGCUGAGCGAGAUGGGGCGCCUGACGCCGAGCGGCUGGGAGUUUCUGCUUUCGCCAGACAAGGAGUUUGUUACGAGGUUCCCAGACGUGGUGCAGCGCCAACAGAUGCUUUGGGACGCCAAGCAGCAGUUCCUCUCCAAGUCUUUCAAGCUGUCCCGACAGGAGACACAGGGUUCGCAGGAUGCGGCGAUGCAGUCCCCACCCCCCGGGGGACGGGCACGGCAGCCCCGUCGCCGGCAGCGCUCGCGGCACGACUCGACGGCGAGCGAGGGCAGUGGCUCGGAGACUCCGACCUCGCAUCCCAAGAGCGGCGCCAACGACAAGGCAGAUUUUGACCUGAGUCGGGUCAAGCGGGAGCCCCAAUCACCCUCAUCAAAGAGCAAGGCAGCCAAGGCAGACAAGGGACUCACUUCCCCGGUCAAGCCGUCGAGCAAUUCCACCCACUGACGACGGCCCUCACAUAUCCCAAGAAGGCCGAGGUUCAGCAUUCAUCUUCAGUUCUAAUGAAGUGGAAGCUGUUGCAGGAAUCGGUCCACAGUCGGCAGCAGAAGGGGAAAUCAAAAUAUAUUUCCGUUACAUCCCAACCUCUCUUUUUUAUUUUUUGUGGAGAUUUGAUAAAGGCAUUGAUGUUUAA